UACCACACCGGUUGUGCUUGUAGUCCCUGUUCAAUCUAGCAGGGUAAACCUGGACUCCAGGCAGAAACGAAAUUACGUGUAAUUGUUGGUGCAAGUUAUUGCUAACUUUCAUACUGUAAUUUUUGUCGAGUUUUAAAAAUAGAAUCUAUCGAGAAGACACUUCUGAUUUGGAUUGGAAAAAAGAAAAAUCAUUAUAUAAAAAUAGAAAUAAUAACUUUAAAAUCAAUUAGAAAUUGAGUGAUUUCACAAUAAAAGCAAAAACAAAGAAACUCUAGAGUGAACUUUUUUAAUAACUGCUUUUUUUUUUUUUGUGGAAAAAAUGAGUAGUGGACAAGUGUCAGGUGUUAUCACCGUUAAUCAACCUACGAACAAUAAACUUAAUGGUGGAAAUUUCGAGAAUGAAACUGGAGGUUGGCGUGGAGAUAAUGUUAUAUUAUUGAGCCAAGAUUCACCGAAUAAAGAACGUUCUAAUGAUGAACAAAGCAUUACCUUAGCUGUAGAUUCAUAUUGGCUAUUGGAAUUGGCGCACAGAGAAUAUCAAUCAGGAGACUACGAAAACGCUGAGAGACACUGUAUGCAACUAUGGAGACAGGAAUCGAAUAAUACUGGAGUUUUGCUGUUGCUCUCAUCCAUUCAUUUCCAAUGUCGACGGCUUGAAAAAUCUGCACACUUCAGUAGUCUUGCUAUAAAGCAAAAUCCACUUCUUGCAGAAGCUUAUAGUAACUUAGGAAAUGUAUACAAAGAAAGAGGACAACUUCAAGAAGCGUUAGAAAAUUAUAGACAUGCAGUUAGGCUAAAGCCAGACUUUAUUGAUGGAUAUAUCAACCUAGCUGCUGCCCUUGUUGCGGCUGGAGACAUGGAACAGGCUGUUCAAGCCUACGUCACUGCAUUACAAUAUAAUCCAGAUCUCUAUUGUGUGCGUAGUGAUCUUGGUAAUCUUUUGAAAGCAUUAGCCAGACUUGAUGAAGCUAAGGCUUGUUACCUGAAGGCUAUCGAAACACGUCCAGACUUUGCUGUUGCAUGGAGUAAUCUUGGCUGUGUCUUCAAUGCUCAAGGUGAAAUAUGGCUUGCUAUUCAUCACUUCGAAAAAGCUGUAGCAUUGGACCCUAAUUUCUUAGAUGCCUACAUCAAUCUUGGCAAUGUCCUCAAAGAAGCUAGAAUUUUUGAUCGAGCUGUUGCAGCAUAUCUGAGAGCCUUGAAUCUAAGUCCCAAUAAUGCUGUCGUUCAUGGAAACCUGGCUUGUGUAUACUAUGAGCAAGGGCUCAUUGAUUUGGCGAUCGAUACUUAUCGAAGAGCAAUCGAACUCCAACCAAACUUCCCAGAUGCCUAUUGCAAUCUGGCAAAUGCCCUCAAGGAGAAAGGACAAGUGGUUGAAGCUGAAGACUGCUAUAACACUGCUUUACGACUCUGUCCCACCCACGCUGAUUCCCUUAAUAAUUUGGCCAACAUAAAACGCGAACAAGGCUACAUUGAAGAGGCAACUCGUUUAUAUUUGAAAGCUCUAGAAGUAUUUCCAGAAUUUGCAGCAGCCCACAGUAAUCUUGCUUCAGUUCUUCAACAGCAGGGUAAACUUAAUGAGGCUCUCAUGCAUUAUAAAGAAGCAAUCCGUAUCCAACCAACCUUCGCCGAUGCUUAUUCUAAUAUGGGAAACACCCUCAAAGAGAUGCAAGAUAUUCAAGGAGCUUUGCAAUGUUACACUCGAGCUAUACAAAUCAAUCCUGCGUUUGCUGAUGCCCAUUCCAAUCUUGCAUCUAUUCAUAAAGAUUCUGGAAACAUUCCUGAAGCUAUACAGUCAUAUAGAACUGCAUUAAAAUUAAAACCUGACUUCCCUGAUGCUUAUUGUAAUUUAGCACAUUGUUUACAAAUUGCAUGUGAUUGGACAGAUUACGAAGCAAGAAUGAAGAAAUUAGUGUCAAUCGUUGCUGAACAACUUGAUAAAAAUCGAUUACCAAGUGUCCAUCCACAUCAUUCUAUGCUCUAUCCACUUUCUCAUGAAUUUAGAAAGGCUAUUGCAGCACGACAUGCUAAUCUUUGCAUCGAAAAAAUUCAUGUACUCCACAAGCAACCUUACAAAUAUCCUCGUGAAGCUGGAGUACGUUUGAAAAUUGGUUACGUUUCAUCUGAUUUUGGAAAUCAUCCGACAAGCCAUUUGAUGCAAUCAAUUCCUGGAUUACAUGAUAAAAACAUCGUAGAAAUAUUUUGUUAUGCAUUAAGUGCUGAUGAUGGAACAAAUUUCCGUUCGAAAAUUGCUCGUGAAGCGGAACAUUUUAUAGACCUUUCUCAAAUUCCAUGUAAUGGUAAAGCAGCGGAUCGCAUCAAUAAUGACGGAAUUCACAUUUUAGUAAACAUGAAUGGCUACACAAAAGGUGCAAGGAAUGAAAUUUUUGCUCUUCGACCUGCACCUAUUCAAGUAAUGUGGCUUGGAUACCCCGGAACAUCUGGAGCAAGCUUUAUGGACUAUUUAAUUACUGAUGAAGUUACAUCACCUUUGGAAUUAGCAAGUCAAUAUAGUGAAAAGCUUGCUUACAUGCCUCACACGUAUUUCAUUGGUGAUCACAAACAGAUGUUCCCUCAUUUGAAAGAGAGACUUAUCCUAAGUGAUAAAUUAAACGUUAAAGGAAAGGUCGCAGACAAUGUCGCAGUCAUAAAUGCUACUGACUUGUCUCCUAUGAUUGAGAAUACCAUGGUAACGGAGAUCAAAGAAAAAAUAGUUGUCGCAGACUCAAAGUCUAAACCUUUAGAAAUAUCACUGAAAGUUGCUGAAUUGCCUACUACGACCCCAAUUGAGACGAUGAUUGCUUCCGGACAAUGUCAAAUGUCUGUUAAUGGUGUCGUUGUUCAAAAUGGUAUGGCACCUACUCCAGUAAAUACUAAGACAGCUACUGGUGAAGAAGUACCUCAGAAUAUCGUUAUCACAACUAGACAACAAUACGGAUUACCUGAAGAUGCUGUUGUUUAUUGUAAUUUCAAUCAAUUGUACAAAAUUGACCCAUUAACUCUCCACAUGUGGGCGUAUAUUCUCAAACACGUACCAAAUUCUAUUCUUUGGCUUCUUCGUUUCCCUGCUGUUGGAGAACCAAAUUUACAAGCUACUGCUCAACAACUUGGUCUUGCUCCUGGUAGAAUUAUUUUUAGUAAUGUUGCUGCUAAAGAAGAACAUGUACGACGUGGUCAAUUAGCUGAUAUUUGUUUGGAUACACCUCUAUGUAAUGGUCAUACUACCAGCAUGGAUGUUUUGUGGACUGGAACCCCUGUUGUUACUCUUCCUGGCGAAACUUUGGCAUCCAGAGUUGCUGCAAGCCAAUUAAAUACUUUAGGAUGUCCAGAGUUGGUUGCAAGAACUAGACAAGAGUACCAGGAAAUUGCUAUUCGUUUAGGAACGGAGAGAGAGUACUUAAAAGCUAUAAGAGCUAAAGUAUGGAAAGCAAGAUCAGAGAGUCCAUUAUUCAACUGCAAAAUGUAUGCAAUGGGAAUGGAGAUGCUUUAUAAGAAAAUGUGGGAACGAUACGCUCGAGGAGAGAAGCCAGAUCACAUUUCAGCAGUUGACAAGAAUGAAAAUAACCAUCAGAAAGCUUCAGCUGCAUUAUAGACUGUCAGAAAAUAGGGUUAACGAUCUCAACAUAAACUAAAAAAAAAAAAAAAAAUAUUUUGUUUUCUUUUUUUAAUUAUAAAUCAAUUCAAUUUUAAAAUUUAUUCAAUCAAAAAAUUUAAGUGAAAACACCUGUCUUGUUAUUAAAGAAUUACAUUAAAAAAUGUCAGACAAAUUGUUGGAAUUUUUUUUAGGUAGUCUAUAAUUACUAAAUAUUUUUUUUGUAUAAUAGACAAGGUGAAAAAUAAUAUAUAAAACAUAUAUGGACAGAGAAAAUGGAAAAAAAGAGAAUAGAUAUAGAUUUAAUUUAUAUAAAUGGUGAAUAAAAUCAACUGUGCACUCGACAAACAAUAACUGGAUCUGACGAUAAUUAUGAUUAUUAUUAAAAUUAUAAUCAUAGUUAUUAUUAUUAUUAUUGUUAUUAAAAGUAAUAAACUACAACUCGUAAUAAGUUUAA
Chelonus insularis is the source of this 4046-nucleotide messenger RNA. RefSeq names its product O-linked N-acetylglucosamine (GlcNAc) transferase sxc (gene sxc). Gene Ontology annotation, biological process: protein O-linked glycosylation. Bases 320 to 3589 code for a protein of 1089 amino acids. The transcript has 9 exons. Lineage: Eukaryota; Metazoa; Arthropoda; Insecta; Hymenoptera; Braconidae. The record is from RefSeq and is a predicted model, not a curated record. Gene Ontology annotation, molecular function: protein binding; protein O-acetylglucosaminyltransferase activity.